AUGGUAAAGAAUAGUUGCAAGUCAAGUUUACACUACCCUUCAACUGUUAUCUUAAGCUCUUCCAUUCAUCGUAAGCGGAAGGAAAUCAAUGACGUGAUGUGGAAAAAGAAUCAAUUGCUCAAGUUUGGUGUUUGGAAUGUUCGAACAUUAAAGGGUGUGGGCAGAACUGACCUUCUUGCCAAAGAGUUGAUUACAACUGAUAUUACAUUAUGUGGCAUUACUGAAACUCACUUACCUGGCGCAGGUAUAAUAGAUUUGUAUAAAGACUCCUGCAAUCGUCUGUUGUUCUCUGGACCACCUGCUCUAGCCUCCAUGGGUGUUGGUCUAGUGGUUAGACAUAAUGUGAUGAAGUCACUCAAAUCGUUUGAUCCUAUCUCACUUAGGAUAUUGCGUGCAGACUUUGUCACUGACAAAGGAAUUUUGAAUGUCAUUGUUGGUUACGCUCCAACAGAAAUAUUUGAAGAGAUAGUUAAAGAUGAAUUUUAUCAACAACUUCAUGUUGCUAUGCAUAAGACAGGUUCGCUUGUUGUUGUGUUGGGUGACUUUAAUGCUAGACUUGGAACGGUAGUUUCAAAAGUUGUUGGUCAGUUUGAUUUAUCACAGUCAACCAGUGACAAUGGUGUUAGACUGAUAGAAUUUUGUCAAGCACAUAACCUGGAAAUCACAAACAUCUUUUUCCAGAAUAAGAAUAUACACACUGCCACUUGGUAUCCUCCUAAUCCCAAAUUACAACCAAGUCUAAAAGACUGUGUUUUGGUAAAGCAGUCUGUGCAAAAAAUGGUACAUGAUACAAGAGUACGACGAGGACCAAAUUUGACAGUGACCACAAACUUGUUUGUAGUAAGAUGGUACGCCUUCACAAGCCACGUGGGAAAAGACGAGUGA
Molecule: messenger RNA, 885 nt
Organism: Corticium candelabrum
Lineage: Eukaryota; Metazoa; Porifera; Homoscleromorpha; Homosclerophorida; Plakinidae
Product: craniofacial development protein 2-like
Exons: 1
Coding region: 1-885 (294 amino acids)
Biological process (GO): chromatin remodeling
Cellular component (GO): nucleus
Molecular function (GO): catalytic activity
Source: RefSeq, a predicted model, not a curated record